This is a messenger RNA of Brassicogethes aeneus, 2868 nucleotides long. NCBI's taxonomy places the organism in Eukaryota, Metazoa, Arthropoda, Insecta, Coleoptera, Nitidulidae. The record is from the annotation of a GenBank genome assembly.
AUGAAGGUUGAUUUUAAUGAUUACUUUUGGGGUGAAAAAAAUAAUGGGUUUGAUGUUUUGUACCAUAACAUGAAGUAUGGUCUUGUUGCCAGCAAAGAAUUUGCUGAUUUUCUUAGGGAAAGAUCCAAUAUAGAAGAAAACAAUUCAAAAUUAUUAAGCAAGUUAGCUAAACAAGCAAGUAGUUGUUGUGUACAUGGUACUUUUGCUCCUCUAUGGCAAGUUUUAAAAACCUCAGCCGAACGCUUGUCCUCACUCCACAUGCAAAUGGUACAAAAAGUAAGCGACUUAGUCAAAGAAGUUAGUAAAUAUGCUGAAGAACUACACAAGAAACAUAAAACUGUAAAAGAAGAUGAAUCAGGGACUCUGGAGGCUGUACAGGCCAUGCAAAAUAUUACUAUGAACGUUCAAAAAUCAAAAGACACCUACACACAGAGAGCCAUCGAGUUGGAAAAAUUAAAGCGGGAAAAUGCCUCCGCACGUGAAAUCGAAAAAGCGGAAAUCAAAUUGAAAAAAGCCCAUGAAGACUACAAGAAUUUCGUGGACAAAUACGGCGCUAUAAAAGAGGAUUUCGAGAAAAAAAUGAUGGUAACCUGCAAGAACUUCCAGGAAAUUGAAAACAACCACUUGCAACACAUGAAGGAGUUCCUGAACUGCUAUGCCGAAGUCGUCGAAUGGACUCACACGCAGAUGGGAAAAGUCCAUCUGGAGUUUCGGCAGCAAUGCGUGGAACUCACAGUGGACCAGCUGCUGGAGCAGUUUGUCCUCAAUAAGUCCACAGGCUUGGAAAGACCAGGUGUGCUGGAGCUGGAGGACGCGCUUUUGUCUCCAACUUUGGAGACGGCAGCUGAGCGUGGCGGCGAGGCAGCGAAGCCGACAAAACGCGAAGGUAACAGCAAUAGCGAGCAGACUGUGCCAACACAUGCCAAAUCUUCCCGUCGUACAACCUCCCUUCUCAAUCUCUUCAUGUCUAAUUCUCAGGGGUCUCGCGAGAGCAGAGCAGGGCCUUGCAGUGCCCCGUCUAGUCCAACUAGUCCGGAUGCUGAGCAACAGUUAACAAGACAUUCCAACAGAGGAUCCAAGUGGUUCUUGAGAAGCAGACGCGAUAAGGCUAAACAAAAGAAGUCCAAAAAGAAGAAGGAUAGCACUGACAAUCAGAGCAACAAGGAGGAAAAAUCAGAUUUGGAAGAAAAAGAGGAGACGCCCAAUGUAAGAACAGCGGCCGCGUCGGCCGAUUUCGCGCCGCCAGAAUUGGAUGAAGACGGUUAUGUUAUUAGGCCUAACGUCCAACACAAUUGGAACAACGAGAAAAAUUCGUUUUAUUCAUCUUCAGAUACAGAUUCUGACGAGGAAGGCGGUCGCAAGAUUCGCGUGGAAAUAAAACCGUUGAACAACGGUUCGGCUCCGAUGUCCGCAUCGGUGGACGAACUCAGAGCCACGGUCGAGAACCUGUACCUCUCUCCUACCGGAGGUUUCGGUCGUAGAGGCUCAAAUCUCGAUCAGGAGUUAGCAAUGAAACGUUCUCAGUCCGUUUCCCAGCAACUAGGAAAACCAAGUACUGAUUUAUUAGGCCUAAGUUUCGUUCAAAGCCCUACCGCUUCUAACGCUUCAACCCCAACUAGUUCGCAUCCGUAUGCACCUCUCCAAAGUCCAUCUCAGCUGGCUUUAAACUCACCAACUCUUUCAGUAUCUUCUAAAUAUGCUGAGUUGGGAGAUUUAUUCUCGGAAGACGGCGAGCUUCAGCAGCCGCCGCCAAAGCAGGCCGCAAGACAGACGCCGACUCCGACGUCGGGGUACAUGUCGAUCCCGCGGCCGCCUUCUCGCCGCUCGGACGCCUCGAGAAGUUUGAUCGCACAGCAGAGCAGCAGCAUCAGCAGAGCCGACAGCAUCAGCAGUUUGGAGUUUCGCACUGCUUGCGUGCCGGUGGGGGUUUCGCGAGGCCCUUCGCCGUUGACAAUCGGAAUGGCGGACACAAUUCCACUCGCAGUGGCCUUCCACGAAAUCGUGCACUCCUACUUCAGAGGGUCCGACGAAACGAGGUGCCAAGUCAAGAUGUCGGGAGAAAUGAUGCUAUCUUUCCCAGCUGGUAUUGUAACCAUCUUGGCUAACAACCCGAACCCCGCUAAACUGUCUUUCAGAGUAAAAAACACUCAGCGAUUGACCAGUAUUUUGCCUAAUAAGCAGUUGGUUUCUAUAGACAAUAUUGAAUCAUCCAGUGAUCAUAUAGGAGUUGAAUUUAACAUGUCAGCAUUGAGUUCGCUAUUGAAAAAACAAUCUGAACAAAACCCCAGUGCUUCUUAUUUCAACGUAGACAUACUGAAGUAUCAAAUUAAACCUAAACCGGGUGCUAACUCAUGCCCAUUCCAAUUGGUGGCUUAUUGGAAGUGCACCAACGCGCAUACGGAUUUAAAAAUUGACUACAAGUACAACUCGCACUCCAUGGGCUCUCCGACGCCCCUAUUGAAUGUCACUGUGGCAGUGCCAAUAGAUGGGGGCGUCAAAAAUAUGCACAGCAAACCGCCAGUAACAUGGCCUCAUGAUAAUAAUAGGAUAGUAUGGAAAUUCACGGAGCUUUCGCAGCAUUCGGAUAACCACGGCGUGGGUUCGAUGCUGGCGCGUUUCGACUUGGAAAACGGUCCCAGCAAUCCGGCAACAAUUUCGACCGGAUUUAACUGCGAAGGCACCACUUUGUCCGGAAUCGAUUUCCAGUUGGUCGGUCCGGGUUAUCGGCUGUCUCUAGUCAAAAGAAGAUUCGUCUCCGGUAAAUACAUAUGCGACGGGGAUCAAAAGUACAACUCGGGAACGGGGACGCCGUCCACCGGCUCUGCGGCUGCCAGCACAGUCUCCUCAGCCGGCGACCCAAAUUGCUAG